Molecule: messenger RNA, 236 nt
Organism: Staurois parvus
Lineage: Eukaryota; Metazoa; Chordata; Amphibia; Anura; Ranidae
Source: the annotation of a GenBank genome assembly
CAUUGGGGGGAUAUCUGUCCCGUCCUGACAUUUGGGGGAUAUCUGUCCCGUCCUGACAUUUGGGGGGAUAUCUGUACCGUCCUGACAUUUGGGGGAUAUCUGUACCGUCCUGACAUUUGGGGGAUAUCUGUCCCGUCCUGACAUUUGGGGGAUAUCUGUACCGUCCUGACAUUUGGGGGAUAUCUGUACCGUCCUGACAUUUGGGGGAUAUCUGUACCGUCCUGACAUUUGGGGGA